AUGGACGGAACAGACGGCAGUGCCGGGCCCGGCCCCGCCGAGCGGUCCCAUCGAAGCAGUGUGUCCUCCGUGGGAGCCCGAGCAGCUGACGUGCUGGUGUAUCUGGCGGAUGACACUGUGGUGCCCCUGGCAGUGGAGAACCUGCCGUCUCUCAGUGCCCACGAGCUGCACCGCGCCAUCCGGGAGGUCCUGCAGCUCCCGGACAUUGCCCUGGAGGUCUUCGCGCUCUGGCUGGUGUCCCCUCUGCUGGAGGUGCAGCUGAAGCCCAAGCACCAGCCCUACAAGCUGGGCCGCCAGUGGCCAGAACUGCUGCUGCGCUUCACCGACGCCCCGGACGACGAUGUGGCCACAGACGAGCCUUCCCUGCAGUUCCGAAGGAACGUGUUUUUCCCAAAGCGGCGGGAGCUCCAGAUCCACGACGAGGAGGUCCUGCGGCUGCUCUACGAGGAGGCCAAGGGCAACGUGCUGGCGGCACGGUACCCCUGCGACCUGGAGGACUGCGAGGCCCUGGGCGCCCUGGUGUGCCGCGUGCAGCUCGGGCCCUUCCAGCCUGGCCAGCCCACCGCCUGCACCUUGAGGGAGAGGCUGGACUCCUUCCUCCCUGCCCACCUGUGUAAGCGAGGCCACGGGCUCUUUGCUGCCCUCCGAGGCCGUGGGGCCAGGGCUGGCGCCAGCGAGCAGGGCCUGCUCAGCGCCUACCGCCAGGUGACGGAAGCCGUCAGCAGCGAGUGCGAGGCGUCGCUGAGGACCCACUACCAGGCCUACCUCACCAAGUGCCACGAGCUUCCCUACUACGGGUGUGCCUUCUUCCACGGCGAGGUCGACAAGCCAGCACAGAGCUUUUUGCACCGGGGCGGACGGAAGCCGGUGACUGUGGCCAUCAGUCUGGAGGGUGUGCAUGUCAUCGACAACAGGGAGAAGCACGUCCUGCUGGGCCUGCGCUUCCAGGAGCUCUCCUGGGACCACACGUCCCCCGAGGAGGAGGAGUCCGUCCUGUGGCUGGAGUUCGAUGGCAGCAAUGAGGGCACCCCCGUCAACAAGCUGCUCAAGAUCUACUCCAAGCAGGCUGAACUGAUGAGCAGCCUCAUCGAGUACUGCAUCGAGCUGAGCCAGGCCGCAGAGCCCACUGCCCCCCAGGAGGGCGCCUCCGGCCCCUCCUCCGCCUCCGGCUCCUUGCCACCUCCCACUCAGCGCCCCCAGCUACGCAGACAGGGCAGCGUGGUGUGCAGCCGGAUCCAGCACCUCUCCACCAUCGACUAUGUGGAGGAGGGCGAGCAGAUCAAGCCGGUGAAACCGAAGCGCACCACGUCCUUCUUCAGCCGGCAGCUCUCCCUGGGCCAGGGGAGCUACACCGUGGUGCAGCCCAGCGAGCACCUGGAGCAGAGCUGAGGCCGUGGUGCCAGUGCCGGCAGGAGGAGGGCACAGGAGGGCAGGGCCAGGGGUGGCCCUCGAGUUGGGAAGAAGGCUACCUCGAAGCGUGGAGCAGGGACUUCUGUGCUUGGGGUGGUGCCUGGGCUGUGCCCAGCUGGCUCAGGGAUCCCACACGGUCCCUCUCCAGCCUGCCCUUCUGCACUGUGGGCCCCGCUGCCAUCUCAGGACCAUCUGAUCAGCCCCAGUCUCCCCCUUCCACCCAGGGACUCGCCUGUGUGCCCCUCUCAACAUGGACAGUGUUCCCUGCUCUGAAGCCCCCACUGGCGGCUCCCAUGGCAGGAGGUCGAGGAAUAGGGCUUGGGACCUGCAGGUCCAGUGUGUGUCUUCGGUCUAUUCCCUGGACUUUGGUGACCACAUCCCCGCAUUUCGUCGGCCAGCAUUCCCCCAUGCUGCCAGGCGGGCGUCCCUGUCGGGGCGGGCCGGGGCCGCCAGAGCUGAACCAUGGCAGGUGGCAGAACGGGAGGAGAGGCCCGCACUCGUGCCCUCCCUGGCUGGAUGGGAGGAGGGAGCUGGGCAGGGCCCAGCUCAGCAGGGGCACCCUGUGCCCUUCACUCAGGCCUCUCUUGUGGGCAGGAGACACUGACCGACCAGCCGGAAAGUGCCUCUUUGCUAGCUCUGGUGAUGUCAUGCUGCAGGGGCUGUCCGGGACCAGCAGGCCCCCGACCCCCACGCCCACCCCCACUGGAGAAGCUCCCAACCCCCCGGGGCUUCAGGUUUGUUUUGGUUUUUACUCGGCUGCUUUGGUUCCUGGAAGCCUGUAAACUCUGGGGCAACUCAAGAGAACCCCACACCUCAGAGCCCGGCCCCCGUCAGAGGUGACCAUCGGGCCUGGCCCUGGGGGCCGGCCAUGCGGGAAGUCCCACCCCAGCAGCCGGUCUCUUUCUUGGGAACAAAUGGCCAAGGCGAAUGAGGCGCUGGGCACAGCCAGCCCAGGAGCUCCUCCCCGGCCCUGGGCUACUCGGGGGGGCCUGGCCCAGCCUCCUGGGACUUUGUGCAGGGAAGAGGCGCCUGCUCAGCCAGCACAGGGCUCGCCUUGUCUCCCCUUCCUGGCGGGACGUGGGCGAGGAAAUGCCAGCCGCCUGUCUCCAGAGGCCAGAGCCACCUCCUCCCUUGAUGACGUUGGACACUCCAGGUGUGCGAGGUGGGCUUGCCUCGGGCAGCAGGGGCUUCCUUAUUUGUCAUAGUAAAUAGGUGCCCCAGCCUGGAGUCACUCACCUCCUGGCGCCCGCCUGCCGUCUGGCUCCCAGCCCUCCGGUCCUCUAUCCCACACACUGUUUUGAUGCCAAGUGAAUUCUUAUCUGAUGGGCCCAGGGGGCAUGUGGGUGUGACGGGCGUGUGUGUACACAAAUUACUUGUUUUUACUCCUGUCUUUCUCCUGUUUUCUAAGCAUCCAUUGUGUCUUAACCUUUUCUGCCUGUCCUUUGGACAAAGCCUUUUACUAAAUGUCCUUUGAAUAUUCUGAUUGUUUUGUACCAUGUGACUUAUUAAUAAUAAAAUCCGUUUCCAGCA
Molecule: messenger RNA, 2940 nt
Organism: Myotis davidii
Lineage: Eukaryota; Metazoa; Chordata; Mammalia; Chiroptera; Vespertilionidae
Gene: FRMD8
Product: FERM domain containing 8
Exons: 10
Coding region: 1-1389 (462 amino acids)
Biological process (GO): negative regulation of canonical Wnt signaling pathway
Cellular component (GO): cytoskeleton; plasma membrane
Source: RefSeq, a predicted model, not a curated record